UUUCAUCGAACAGGGCGCUUCUAAGCUGCGCAGCAUAGAAGGAAAUGGGUCACUAACCAGAUAGUGCAACACAAGCACGGUUUUCCUGCAAAAAAGAAGAAUCUGGAGUUGUCAAGUGUUUUCAGUUGUAUUUCGCAUCGUUUGAGAGCCUAAUGCGUGUAAUCGGUUGGCCGGCUCGGAUGCGGUUUUCUAGUUGUGCAGGCCCGGGUUGAUGUGAAAGUGAUCGCUUUUUUCACAAGACACGACUGUAAACAUAACAAACAGGUAGGUUCGGGGGCGUUUCAAGCAAGACAAUAAGCUACUCAACAGAAUGAAGAGGGGUCUCAAACAGGACGGGGACAGCGGCUCCACCAGCGGGGGGCCUGCGGAGCCCUACAAGAGGGGCCGGCCGGAGGAGGAAGAGGAGGAGGAGGAGGCCGAGGACAUGGGCUCGAACUGGGGCUGCCUGCCGCAGGAGAUCCUGCUGCACAUCUUCCAGUACCUUCCGCUGCUGGACCGCGCGUUCGCGUCCCAGGUGUGCCGCGGCUGGAACCACGCCUUCCACAUGCCCGAGCUGUGGCGCUGCUUCGAGUUCGAGCUCAACCAGCCCGCCAGCUCCUACCUGAAGGCCACCCACCCCGACCUCAUCAAGCAGAUCAUCAAGCGCCACUCCAACCACCUGCAGUACGUCAGCUUUAAGGUGGACAGCAGUACUGAAUCAGCAGAGGCUGCCUGUGACAUUCUGUCCCAGCUGGUGAACUGCUCCCUCAAGACCCUGGGGCUCAUCUCCACUGCAAGGCCCAGCUUCAUGGAGUUACCAAAGUCCCAUUUCAUCUCGGCGCUCACCGUGGUGUUCGUGAACUCCAAGUCGCUCUCGUCCCUGAAGAUCGACGACACCCCGGUGGACGACCCCUCCCUGAAGGUCCUGGUGGCCAACAACAGCGACACCCUGAAGCUGCUGAAGAUGAGCAGCUGCCCCCACGUCUCCCCCGCAGGUAUCCUGUGCGUGGCGGACCAGUGCCACGGCCUGAGGGAGCUGGCGCUGAACUACCACCUGCUGAGCGACGAGCUGCUGCUGGCGCUGUCCUCGGAGAAGCACGUGCACCUGGAGCACCUGCGCAUCGACGUGGUGAGCGAGAACCCGGGCCAGACGCACUUCCACGCCAUCAAGAAGAGCAGCUGGGACGCCAUGGUGCGCCACUCGCCCAAGUUCAACCUGGUCAUGUACUUCUUCCUGUACGAGGACGAGUUCGGGCCCUUCUUCCGCUACGAGGUGCCCGUCACGCACCUGUACUUCGGCCGCUCGGUGAGCAAGGACGUGCUGGGCCGCGUGGGCAUGACGUGCCCGCGCCUGGUGGAGCUGGUGGUGUGCGCCAACGGGCUGCGGCCGCUGGACGAGGAGCUGAUCCGCAUCGCCGAGCGCUGCCAGCAGCUGUCCGCCAUCGGGCUGGGCGAGUGCGAGGUGUCGUGCAGCGCGUUCGUGGAGUUCGUGCGCAUGUGCGGCCGCCGCCUGUCGCAGCUGUCCAUCAUGGAGGAGGUGCUGAUCCCCGACCACGCCUACGGCCUGGACGACAUCCACUGGGAGGUGUCCAAGCACCUGGGCCGCGUCUGGUUCCCCGACAUGAUGCCCACCUGGUAAAGCGGCACCCACCGCGCGCCCCACACACCCGUACGACUCCCGUAACUGUCCCCCCCCCCCCCCC
Conger conger (European conger) is the source of this 1682-nucleotide messenger RNA. It is a transcript of the gene fbxl3a, whose product is annotated as F-box and leucine-rich repeat protein 3a. The record is from RefSeq and is a predicted model, not a curated record. Gene Ontology annotation, cellular component: SCF ubiquitin ligase complex; cytosol; nucleus. Gene Ontology annotation, molecular function: protein binding. Gene Ontology annotation, biological process: SCF-dependent proteasomal ubiquitin-dependent protein catabolic process; regulation of cell cycle; entrainment of circadian clock by photoperiod. NCBI's taxonomy places the organism in Eukaryota, Metazoa, Chordata, Actinopteri, Anguilliformes, Congridae. The coding region runs from base 311 to 1618 and encodes 435 amino acids. The transcript is spliced from 5 exons.